This is a messenger RNA of Stegastes partitus (bicolor damselfish), 1689 nucleotides long. RefSeq names its product rhodopsin kinase-like. Lineage: Eukaryota; Metazoa; Chordata; Actinopteri; Pomacentridae. The coding region runs from base 1 to 1689 and encodes 562 amino acids. The record is from RefSeq and is a predicted model, not a curated record. Gene Ontology annotation, cellular component: cytoplasm. The transcript is spliced from 7 exons. Gene Ontology annotation, molecular function: rhodopsin kinase activity; ATP binding. Gene Ontology annotation, biological process: signal transduction; regulation of signal transduction; protein phosphorylation.
AUGGAUAUUGGAGGACUGACCACCGUGGUAGCCAAUUCUGCGUACAUCAAUGCCCGUGGAAGCAUCGACGGCUCUAAUCCAGCAGCAGCUCGGGAUAAGAAGUACCAUGCUCGCCUCAAACUGCCCCACAUCACCGUGUGCGAAGGCCUGAGGGACACCCUAGAUUUGGCCUUUGACACCAUCUGCGUAGAACAGCCGAUUGGCAAGCGUCUCUUUAGGGAAUUCUUGGAUGCAAAUAAAGAAUAUCAUGGCGCUUGUCGUUUGUGGAAGGACAUCGAGGGCUAUGACAUGGCAGAGGACUCUGAAAGGGGGAAAAAAGCUUCAAAGAUUGUUCAGCGGUACUUGGAUCCCACUGCCAAACACUACUGUCCCUUCCUGUCUGAGGACAUCAUAGCGAAGGUGAAGGAAGGUCUGGAGGCCGUAGGGGACGAGUUGUUUGCUGCAGCCUUGGCCUCGACGUUGGACUUUCUGCGAGAGGCCCCCUACAAUUUCUACCUGGAGAGCAUGUACCUGAAGAGGUACGUGCAGUGGAAAUGGCUUGAGAUGCAGCCCAUGGAUGCGGACUGGUUCCUGGACUUCCGUGUGCUGGGGAAAGGUGGGUUUGGGGAGGUGUCUGCCUGUCAGAUGAAAGCCACUGGAAAACUGUACGCCUGUAAGAAACUCAACAAGAAGAGGCUGAAGAAGAGGAAAGGCUAUGAGGGUGCCAUGGUGGAGAAGAGAAUUCUUGAGAAGGUUCACAGUCGCUUCAUUGUGUCGUUGGCGUACGCUUUCCAGACAAAGGAAGAGCUUUGUCUCGUCAUGACCAUCAUGAACGGAGGAGACCUCAAGUACCACAUCUACCUGGUGGAUGAGAACAACCCCGGCUUCGACGAGCCCAGAGCCUGUUUUUACAUUGCUCAGAUCAUCCAGGGUAUGGAGCAUCUCCACCAGAAGAGGAUCAUCUACCGAGAUCUCAAACCAGAAAAUGUGCUGCUAGAUAAUGACGGGAACGUGCGUAUAUCUGACUUGGGUCUUGCUGUGGAGCUAAAAGAAGGCAAAACACUGACCAAAGGCUACGCCGGGACGCCAGGGUACAUGGCACCGGAGAUGCUGAAAGGAGAAAAGUACGACACCUCAGUGGACUACUUCACUCUGGGGGUGACCUUGUUUGAAUUCAUUGCUGCUAAGAAUCCUUUCAGAAACAGGGGGGAGAAGGUUGACCGUGAGGAGAUGAAGGAGCGCAUGCUGAACAGGAAGGUGGAAUAUCCAGACAAUUUCAGUGAGCACGCAAAGUCAUUGUGCGAUGGGCUGCUGGCCAAAGAAGUGGACCAGAGGAUGGGUUUUAAGAACAACUGCUGCGAUGACAUCAGAGCACACCCAUUCUUCAAUGACAUUAACUGGAGGAAACUUAAUGCAGGUAUUCUACCUCCUCCUUUCGUCCCCGACCCUAAAGUGGUGUACGCUAAAAGUCUGGAUGAUGUCGGCGCUUUCUCCUCGGUGAAGGGGGUGACCCUGGAGGAUCCCGACAAGACCUUUUUUGAUGAAUUUUCUUCGGGCAACAUCCCCAUCCCUUGGCAGGAGGAGAUGAUCGACAUGGGUAUCUAUGGAGAGCUCAACCUUUGGGGCCCCGAAGGCAGCUUACCCAACGACCUCCGCAGGGAGUCAAUACUAGAGCAGCCAGCAAAGUCGUCGACUUGCUGCACAUCGUAG